AUUUCGUUUCUAUUCGCAUGUGCGCGUGUUACAUUUGGUUUACGUUUAAUCGCGUAGCCAAGAUUACAAGCGUUUUACUAUAAUUUCGCGUAAAACAGUUGCGGCAGUUUCUGACAAUUGUAUUUGACACAGUAAUCACGGCAAUCUUCAUGACAAUCCCCCAUGACCGUAGCUCCGUCAAUCGACUUAUCGUUCGAAGAAUCGCGUAUGAUGAAAUGAGCGCGGCAUAAGGUCCCGUGUCGUACCAAAAAAUAAUGCUCCAAAAUUGGCGAACGUGUCGCAUUCGGCGAAUAAAUCGUCGAUUUUCGCUCGUUAUCUCUCGUGCGAAUUUCGCGCGAUCGCGAUUCGCGAUGAGGUUAUGCGCGUGCCCGUGUGUCGUUUCGUUGCAUGCGUGCGCGACACCUCCCUCGCGAAGAGCAAGUCCGCGAGGCCUGGACCGGUCUCCGCGGCAACCGCGACUUAUCGAUUUGCCUAGGCGUUGCCGGCUGGCCAGUUUGCGGCCGCCAGGCCCGCCAGUUACGGCCAGUUACGGCAGUUGUACCGAGUCGUGGGGGUUGGACAGCGGGAGAUUCCUCGGUUCGCGAGGAGCGAUCCGUUCGAGAUCGUUCCUGCGAGCGGGUUGCGUGAUGGAACGCGAGAAGAGGAAAGACCUCGAUGGGAUCGCGCCAUUAAUCCAAAGGAGAACGUUUUGUUGCGCGGUAGUCUAAUGGCAACCAUUCGCGGUGAUUUCCUCUGAAGCGGAAAGGACUUGGAAACUUUACACGGUCAUCUAUAUGCGAGUUAGAGACGCUCGAGGAUUAUUGACGUUUGUCGAGGAGCGAACGUGGGUGUGAAAGAAUAAACUGGAAAUUUGUACAAGAUAAGGGAGAGGGAGGCUGAAUUGAAAUGCCUUUUCAGAAAGAAUCCAGCAAUGAUGAGAGGAUCUCAUCAUGUUUUUAAGAUGAUCGCGAAGUAAAACAAAAAUGAAACAAAUUACAAAGGCGUAAAAGGGAAAAAAGCUGAACUCAAUUUGAAGAGUCAUAUUCAAGUUUACCGUUAAUAACGAAGGAACGCAAAAGUGGGUAGAAUUUGAAAAACAUGAUUUUCUUUUUAUACUAUAAUACAUAAAGAAUUUUGGCAUAUUAAUCUCUACCUUAAAUGUAGUAUAAGCGAGUUUUAAUUGAAACCGCACACUUUCUUCAAUUAUAUUCGUCGUUAAUUAAAUAAUAUUUAAUAGGAAAAAUUAUACGUUGAGUAAUUGAUAUUGAAGAAACAUAACACAGCGAUAACAAGACAUGGGAAAAAGAGAACACACCGUAAAGAGACAUAGAAUGAAAACGAGGGCGAGGACGAUAGCUAUGUGACGUUAAACGAUCGAUCGAUAUCAAGGGCGCGCUAGAAACAUGUAUCUGAAAUAAAAACCGCUAAGGAAGAGCGAGACCGGGAAUGCUAAACGAGAGCUGUGCGAAGUGUGCGAUUGUCCGGUGCUGUUCCUCGCGGGACGCGCAGCACGUGCCACCGGAGCACCGAAAAUUCCGACGCGUUCACGGCCUGCAGCUGCCGCUGCAUCCGCAGCAGAUCGUCGGCUGGGCGCUGCUGAUCGUCGUCUUCGUCGGCACGUUCACCGUGCUGCUGACGACGCCGCCGCUACUGCCCGAUCUGCGCUUCGUCCUCUCUCUGCUGUUCGCCACGUUGUUCCUACUGCACGUGCUGACCCACUUAACGGUGCUGCUGCUGGACCCAGCUGAUCCGGAGGUACGCGCCCGGCCGGCACGCGCGGUCGUGCCGGAGUUCGACCGAGCGAAGCAUCGGCACGUCAUCGAGAACGGCCGAUGUCAUCUCUGCAACAUAACGACGCGUGGUCGGCGCACCAAGCACUGCUCUAUCUGCAACAAGUGCGUGCCGCGCUUCGACCACCACUGCAAGUGGCUGAACAAUUGCAUCGGCGGCCGUAACUAUCCGGCAUUCCUGGUGUGCCUGGUGUCGACGCUCGUCGUCGCGCUCGCGGUCACCGCGCUUGCUCUGGGUGAGCUGGUGCUCGUUAACGCACACCUGCUCGUCUACGACGGACCGUGGGACAGCAGCGGUGACAACGGCAACGAGCCGAGUAUGAACAACGCUACAGCGACGCCGCCGUUGUUGCCGGUGCCCGGCACCAGCUCGCUCGUCCUCGUCACCGUCAUCGGCGUUCUCUCGGCGAUCGCAGCGGUCCUGCUCAUUCACCUCUGCUUCUUUCACGGCUACAUCGCCUGCCUCGGCCUCACCACGUAUGAGUACGUGCGCGGUAAGCGGGAGCGAGGCGUCGCCGGCGCCGCUGCCAACUCUAGAGCUACGUCCACCGCUGGUCUAUGUGACAUGCCUUAUUGCACCGAUGGAGAGGAUGUCGACCGGAUGGCACCUGGCGCGCGAGGCCUCUAUUCGCGCUUCUGCGAGAACAAGGGUCCUCUGCUCAAAAGUGGUACGAGCACGAGAAUGACGAUGGCGACGACAGACGUGUACGUUUGCUCGACACACAGCGGUGAUGCAACGGCGAACGGCAAAGAUGCCGCUUCGAAGACGUUACCCUCGAUGAAAGGUAGCCGGAAUUUUCAUCUUUGUUUCUCGUACGAUUCGCGCACCACCGAGACCUCCAUUGAGGUCUCCUCUUCGCAGACGACGGACGCAGUGGAGUUGAGAAACCAUGGAGAAUCGCCGGAUGCGAAGUCGUCCUCCACGCCCUCGCCGGUAUCUUGUUGCUUCUCUAUCAUGAACCAUCCCGACGGCAGCAGGCGCGACGGAAGCGGGCGAAAGCGUCGCACCGGUGAACAUCGUGCUGAGCCCACGAAACGCUCCUGCGGAACGAUGAGGAGAAUACAGACUUUUCUUCAGGCUCGCCUGAGGAAAAGUUCGAGACAGCGGUUAACGACCUCGUCGUCGACGAUUGCUCGUCAUUGCGGCAACAAGAUAAUUCCGCAGACGGGCAGCCCUCCGGACGUCGUGCCUGGCUUGACCGAGGAUCAGAAUCGGGCUAUCGAGGCGAUGACGACUGAACUGACAACGCAACCGAUUUACCCGCGUCCACCGUCGAGGCUACCCGCUCUAGAUCUCUCGCGCACCGCUCGCAAAGUUAGAAAAGUAUCCUCGAGUACCGCUGACAUUUCCGUCCUAGGACAGAUGCCGUCCCCCACGAUACCUAAGCGAAACCAAGUCCACCUCCGCACGCGACGAAGCGCGGCGAGCUUCUCGAAGAAGAGACCGCGCUUCAAGGUCGGCUCGCAUGUCGUCACGCAAACCGCUCAACUGUCUCCCAUACCGGAGUCGGAGUUUUCGAAACCAGCUACGCCGAGAUCGCCGUCGCGAUCGAACUCCAUCUUCUCCUUCCCACCAUUACACGAAUAAUGUCCGAGACUACGGAGUCACCUGACAAGGAGGAUGCUGCAUCGAAGAGGAGGACUAACGUUUGGGAAGAUUUGGGUUCACCGCG
Molecule: messenger RNA, 3442 nt
Organism: Temnothorax curvispinosus
Lineage: Eukaryota; Metazoa; Arthropoda; Insecta; Hymenoptera; Formicidae
Gene: Dus1
Product: tRNA-dihydrouridine(16/17) synthase [NAD(P)(+)]-like
Exons: 2
Coding region: 1426-3357 (643 amino acids)
Biological process (GO): protein targeting to membrane; peptidyl-L-cysteine S-palmitoylation; tRNA processing
Cellular component (GO): endoplasmic reticulum; Golgi apparatus
Molecular function (GO): tRNA dihydrouridine synthase activity; flavin adenine dinucleotide binding; protein-cysteine S-palmitoyltransferase activity
Source: RefSeq, a predicted model, not a curated record